This is a messenger RNA of Rhododendron vialii, 2297 nucleotides long. RefSeq names its product protein HOTHEAD-like. Gene Ontology annotation, molecular function: flavin adenine dinucleotide binding; oxidoreductase activity, acting on CH-OH group of donors. Bases 254 to 2047 code for a protein of 597 amino acids. The transcript is spliced from 6 exons. The record is from RefSeq and is a predicted model, not a curated record. NCBI's taxonomy places the organism in Eukaryota, Viridiplantae, Streptophyta, Magnoliopsida, Ericales, Ericaceae.
UUUUUUUUUUUUUAAAUAUUCAUUUGGAAUAUAUUUGUGUGUGAAUUCAGGAAUAUUGAUGAGGUUUAUAUAAGUUCGUGUUUACAUAUAAAUGUGUGUAAGUGGCAAACACAAAGAACAAGGCCAACCACAGAGAGCCAGCUCAAAGGAGAGGAAGAAGGGGGUGUGUGAAAGCAAAGGCAGGCAACUGUAGCUUCUGAUCAUCAUCAUACUCUCUCUCUCUCUCUCUCUCUCUCUCUCUCUCUAGAUCUCAAUGGCUUUGGUUGAGGCAGUGGCAGUGAAGAAAGAGCUCUUUCUUUGUUUACUUAUUUGGAUCAACGCACUCACUUUGGGUCAAGGUAGGCAAAACUGGAAAAAUCAUUACCCAUUCAUCCAGCAAGCAAGCUCAUUCUCCUCCUCCUCCGACUCUUCCUCGUCCUCCGCCGCGUCAAGUGGCGGCGGCAAGGCCUACGACUACAUAAUCGUGGGGGGUGGCACCGCCGGUUGCCCUUUGGCGGCCACCCUCUCCCAAAACUUCAGUGUUUUGUUGUUAGAAAGAGGAGGUGUCCCUUUUGCGAACUAUAAUGUAUCCCAUAUGAAGACCUUCCAUUUAACCCUGGCGGAUAUUUCGCCAAGUUCAGCUUCUCAAGUUUUUAUUUCGACAGAUGGGGUGCUUAAUUCUAGGGCCAGGGUUUUGGGUGGUGGUUCUUCCAUCAAUGCUGGGUUCUACACUAGAGCUAGCACAAGCUAUGUUAGAAAAGCGGGUUGGGAUGCUAGACUGGUGAACGAGUCAUACCCAUGGAUUGAAAAGCAGAUUGUUCAUCAGCCGAAUCUUGUGCCGUGGCAGAGAGCCGUUAGGGACGGUCUAUUGGAAGUAGGGGUCUCGCCUUUUAAUGGGUUCACUUAUGAUCACUUGUACGGAACCAAAGUUGGUGGAACCAUUUUUGACAAGUUUGGCCGCCGUCACACUGCUGCUGAGCUACUUGCUUCUUCAAAUCCUGAAAAGCUCAGUGUUCUAGUUCACGCCACUGUACAAAAGAUUGUAUUCGACACAAAAGUGAAGAAACCAAGGGCAGUGGGAGUCAUAUUCAAAGAUGAACAAGGGAACCAACACACAGCAUAUAUUUCAAAGAGGCGUGGGAGUGAAAUAAUAGUGUCCAGUGGAGCAAUUGGCAGCCCCCAGAUGCUACUACUAAGUGGCAUUGGCCCAAAGGCUGAUCUUAAAAAGUUGAACAUAUCAAUGGUUCUCGACAAUGAGUUUGUCGGUAAAGGGAUGUCCGACAACCCAAUGAAUACGGUGUUCAUUCCCUCUAAUAGACCGGUGGAGCAGUCGUUGAUACAGAUUGUUGGGAUUACGAAGAAGGGUGUGUACAUUGAGGCUAGCAGUGGGUUUGGGCAGUCACAGGAUAGCAUUCAGUGCCAUCAUGGAAUCUUAUCAGCUGAGAUUGGGCAGCUCUCCACCAUUCCCCCAAAGCAAAGGACCAAAGAAGCAAUACAAGCCUACACCAGAAGCAAGAAAGACCUCCCAUACGAAGCAUUCAUGGGAGGCUUCAUUCUAGAGAAAAUUGCCAAUCCGAUCUCAAAGGGUGACCUCAGCCUAGUCAACACAAAUGUAGACGACAACCCCUCCGUCACCUUCAACUACUUCAGCCACCCCUAUGAUCUACAACGCUGUGUGGACGGAAUCCGGAUGGUGGAGAAGCUUGUGAGCUCCAAACACUUCGCGAACCUCACCCAGUUCAACAAACAAACAAACGAGAAGCUACUUAACAUGAGCGUCAAGGCUAAUGUUAACCUCAUACCCAAACACACCAAUGACACGAAGUCUCUGGAGCAGUUUUGUAAAGACACUGUGAUCACUAUAUGGCAUUACCAUGGAGGCUGCCAUGUGGGUAAGGUUGUGAACCAUGAUUAUAAAGUUCUCGGGGUCCACAGGCUCCGAGUUAUUGAUGGAUCGACAUUCACUGAAUCACCCGGGACUAAUCCUCAGGCUACUUUAAUGAUGCUGGGCAGGUACAUGGGAGUGAAGAUAUUGAGAGGAAGACUGGGAAGAUCAGCUGGUAUGUGAAGUUUGAGGCCAAGUAGGAGGAGCAGAAGAGGAGGGGAAUGUCAUGUGAUCUGUAAUAAUGGGAAUGUGGAUUUGGCUAUUGUAAUUCUUAGCAAGCGGUUAAUAUGUAGAGAUAGGCUUGCCCCCCAAAAAAAAAAAUCGUGUUCCUGUUUAUCCACUAUAUUUAGUAUAGCUAUUUAACAGUAUGUGAAGUCAGCUGUUGGUGCCUCUGCUAUGGAACUUUUAACUCAAAAAAAUUGAUCUUUGCAUC